This is a messenger RNA of Dalotia coriaria, 2085 nucleotides long. Its product is annotated as transient receptor potential cation channel protein painless-like. Gene Ontology annotation, molecular function: protein binding. The coding region runs from base 39 to 1937 and encodes 632 amino acids. Lineage: Eukaryota; Metazoa; Arthropoda; Insecta; Coleoptera; Staphylinidae. The record is from RefSeq and is a predicted model, not a curated record. The transcript is spliced from 3 exons.
AGUAAGUUCACGUUCAUUUCCUAACAAAUUUAAAGAAAAUGGUUUUCAAAUAUUUCGAAGCGGGCAAUAUAGACCCUGAAGAACUAUUAUAUUAUGUGAAAACUAACAAAAUUGCAACAAUUAAAAAAUUACUAAAAAAUUGCAAUGAUUUGUUGUACCAAGAAACUGAAAAUGGACUGACUGUGUUAGAAUCCAUUUGUUAUCAUCAAUUUACAGAAGAUUUAAUACACAGUACCAUUGCCUCAUUACUAGCCAAAGUGGAUGCCAAUAAAUUGAAACCAAAUUCUCAGAGAGGAUACAAAUCGUUAAUUCAUUUUGCUGCAUUGGGUCAAAAUCCAAUCAUUUUGGAAGCACUUAUUAUAAAAUUUCCGCAACAAGUAAAACUCAAAGCAGAAAGAAACACAGCGCUUCAUAUAUUAAUCAAAGAAUCAACAAGUUACGGUCCUAACUUCCUACAAUGCAUAGAGAUAUUACUCAAGAAUGGCGUCGACAUAGAGGCCAAGGACAAACUUAACAAAACAGCAUAUGAUUGGGCAACGGAAAAGAAAUUGCUUGAUGAUUCUGUACUUGAAACGUUUCGACCAAAAACAGCUCCUAAAAAAAUUCCGACUCCACCAAAGUCCGAAUCGUAUAGAUCUCGAAAGUCUUAUGCAAUACCCGUAAACGUUGACUACAGACGUAGUACACCGAUGUCAAUUAGUCCCAUCAAUCAAAUCAAUUCACCGAUGGAUUACCUUCGUAAUCUUGACGAAAAUGGUUUCAUCAACUAUUUCAAAACCAAUGACUCAUCGGAUAUCAACGAAUAUUUACCUUAUGCAAUUGAACAUAAUUUGUUGAAUGUUGUUGAUUACAUGAUCGAAACUAAUCAGCUGCAACCUUCAGAAAAUGAAACACAUCCGCUGAUAAUCGCAAAAAACCACCGCCACUACGACAUGUUAAAACUACUCCUCGAGAAAAUGGAGGUGCCAUCCGAUAUUCUUUUCCGAUUGAUCCGAACCGCCGACGGAUGUAUAAACGAAUCUGGUUUCAUGGAGUGCUAUCAAUUGAUAAUUGAAAGUGAUAAAGUAGAUGUCAAUUUGGCUGAUGACUACUACAACACAGCGUUGCAUUGCGCAGGAAAAUACACCAGAUGGGGCAUUAUGCUGUUACUACUAAAAAAUAAAGCCUCGUUAGCUAAUUGUAACUCUGACCAACAAAUGGCCAUAGUUGAAAUUGAUACCUACGUAUUGGGUAAACACUUUGACCAAUGUGUGCAAUUCGGGUAUCAGCGUUUGUGUGAAGAACGUCUUCGACUUUCCUUUAAUUACGCAACUUUAUUUCCUACCAGAAAUCAAAGUAAACUUGAUUCAUGCGCAGAAAGUACUCCAUGCAUUGAGGAUGCAAUUGUGGAGGAAGAUACCGCAGGCGUAAAGUUGAAUUUCAAUGAAAACGACCAAUUGUUUACACAAUCAAACACAAUGGGGGCCAGCGAACUGGAGGUAAUUCUACAUCUCAGUAAUAACCCGGAUAAACAAUCACUCCUUUUACAUCCAUUGAUCAAUGCUCUCAUCGAUGUCAUCUGGCACAAAGUAGAAAUAUUCGUUUUUAUCAAUUUCAUUGUUUACAUGUUGUAUUGUGUAUCAUUGGGAUUGCAUCUUGGUUUUGGUAACAAUUUAUCAAAAGCAUUUCUUAUCAUAAUGUGCUGCGUUUUAAUCCUACGCGAAUGUUUCCAAUUUAGUUACCAGCGUGCUAGUUACUUCAAGCAACAAAACAACUAUAUAGAAAUCGCUGUGUGUAUUGUCGUUGCUUUGUUAUUGAUGACAGAAAAAGUACAAUUCAAAGUUGUCGCUGCUCUUUUAAGCGCUUUUGCGUAUUUGUCGAUAUUAGACUCUAUGCCGACGGUUGCUUCGUACGUUAAUAUGUUUCAAAGGUUACAAAACAUUGUUGUAAAGUUUUAAUGAUAUUUUUCGUUGUGACGCUUGCAUUUGCUUACGCUUUUCACGCCAUUUCCGUUUCGCCUGACUCCGAUCAAUUUUUCGGUAAUUAUACAACAUCUUUAUUCAAAACAAUGGUCAUGUUAAGCGGAGAAUACGAAGUGAGUAAUCU